Messenger RNA from Varroa destructor (honeybee mite), 3845 nucleotides. RefSeq names its product mitochondrial DNA helicase (gene mtDNA-helicase). Gene Ontology annotation, molecular function: 5'-3' DNA helicase activity; microtubule binding; single-stranded DNA binding. Gene Ontology annotation, cellular component: mitochondrion; cytoplasmic microtubule. Lineage: Eukaryota; Metazoa; Arthropoda; Arachnida; Mesostigmata; Varroidae. The record is from RefSeq and is a predicted model, not a curated record. Gene Ontology annotation, biological process: microtubule cytoskeleton organization; mitochondrial DNA replication.
GCUAAAAUCAACGUCCUCUGCUAAACAAGAGAUUCGAAAUUCAGGCAGCAGGUUCUACUUUCGUUUGGUAGUUAGGUGAAAAUGAACGAUAGUUCAAUGCAGCUUUCGUUGAAAGGCAAAUCAUGCCUGCGUUGUUCCUUUCCCCAGGCAAGGGAAGGGAACGUUCUAUCAACUGCCCUCUCGUGUUUAUUACUGGCCGCGCGCGAUGGUUGUGCUGACGUUAGCCCGCGCCAAUAUGGCGGCACUCAAUGUUUUGAUUCGGCCUCCGAAUCAAAAGUUGUUCGCGCAUCGUGUUGUGUUGAAUUUGAGCAUUUUAUUUGUAGACAGCAAUUUUGUGAAGCAUGUUCGAAUGAAUCGGAAAGGAUCAAGGUCGUUCGGCUGGAUGGGAUGUUCCGUCUAGUAACUCGGAUUCGUCCGGGCCCAUUGUUAUUUUUAAAUGAUGGAAAAAAACGUUUAUGCCCGAACGAGCAUAAGGCAAACCUGAGCCAUUCAUCGAACAGUAUAUCGACCCGGCACAUGCUUUUAACCGAUGUGUCAAUAACGCGUAUCAAGCAAGCGCUGGCUAAAGCGAAUGUAUCAUUUCAGAAUGGACAUACUUGCCUUCGUGUGCCGUGUCCUCGAUGUUCACACAAAUCCAAUCACGCACAGGGAUACCUUAAUUCAACGAGUGGUACAUUUAUCUGUUAUGAAUGCAGAUUCGUUGCGCCAUGGGAAGCUUUUCAGCGGUACUUACAAACGGGCUGGAAUCUCGAAGGGGAGGAACACAACUCGGCGUUCGUUACGGACACCGAACUUCAAGAAAUUCAACGAAGAAUCGAAGGUGCGGUAGAAAUUAAAAAGGCAGAGACGGGCGAGGUAUUCAGAGUUUUAAAACGAAUGGGUUUGCAACGAAUUCAGGUAGCUACGUUAGCUCGUAACGGAUAUCACCUGUCGUAUGACGACGAUCAACCAAAGAUUAUCUUGCCGGUGCGAGGCUUUCAACGAAACCUAGUAGGUCUUAAAUAUCUCGGUGACGAAGGCAAUGUUGUGGAGACGUUUCCACGGGAAGAGAUGGCCGGUUAUUUUUAUACCGAAUCGUCAGCUGCGCCCAAUCGAGCUAUCCUAGUUGUGCAGCCAGCUGAUGCAAUUUUUGUUACACAAGAAACCCAACUGACGGCAGUUGCCAUUGAGUCCACUUCUCGUCUUCCCAUUACAAGUUUACCACUUCUCGAACACUUUGAUAACCUUACAAUUUGGUUUCGUCAUUCGUUAAGUGAAUGGGAAAAUGCUAAAAAUUAUGCGAGAAAACUGGGCGAAAGCAGGUUACGCUUCAUCAGACAAACAUCCGAAUAUGACCGGCCAAUCACUACGAGAAAUGUCAGCAACGCUUUAAAACUUGAUGCGCCUGUUCUUCAUAAAUCGCUUGUAACAUUUUCUGAGUUACGGCUUCAAGUUUAUGACCAUCUAAAGCAAUGGAAGCUAGCUGCCGGCAUCAAGUGGACGCGUUUUCCUGGUUUAAACAAGUACCUUAAAGGCCACCGUCGUGGAGAAUUGACAGUGUUUACCGGCCAAACAGGCUCUGGGAAGACGACUUUUCUUUGCGAAUACUCACUUGAUCUCCUUCAGCAAGGCGUUCGAACUCUUUGGGGUAGUUUUGAAAUUUCUAACAUUCGUUUGGUAAAAACGUUACUCACUCAGUUCGCAUUAAUACCUCUAGAAAACAAUAUGGAGAAAUUCGACGAGUUCUCAGAUAGCUUCGCUAAAUUGCCCUUGUAUAUGAUGAGGUUUCAUGGGCAAGAAAAUAUUAAGAAUGUACUUGACACAAUGUCUCAUUCUGUCUAUGUAAACGAUAUUCAACAUGUUGUGUUGGAUAAUCUACAGUUUAUGAUGGGGGUUUCUGAAGAUCGGUUCCUACGGCAAGACAUGAUUGUGUCAUUAAUGAGAAAAUUUGCUACCGAGCACAACGUGCAUGUCACCCUCGUCGUCCACCCACGCAAGGAAAAAGAAGACGAGAUGUUAGGAACAGCAAGUAUCUUCGGUUCGGCGAAAGUUUCCCAGGAGGCAGACAAUGUUAUGAUACUACAAAAAUCGCCGCGUAAUACUAAGUACAUUCAGGUGACAAAAAAUCGCUUCGACGGAGAUGUGGGCACUUUCCCGCUCUAUUUCGACAAACCGACGCUCAGUUUUUAUAAGAAACUUCAAUUACAUCAGCAUCAACAGGAACAACACUCAGGCGAGAACGGGGCUAAGGGGAAUUAAAGUUCAACUGAGAAGAUGAGAAAUGGUUUUUGGUAGGGGCGCGUAUAAGAAAAACAAUCAUUUAAAACCGAUAGCUUGUAGAAACUUACAAGAAAAUCUGGGACGAGAUGUCACACUCAUCCACACAGACACACAGACACACACACACACGCAUCUGGUUUGUAUAUUCUGAACCUUUUACCUCUCUACCUAUGUAUAAAGCAUAGUAUUAAUGAAAAUCUUCACUAGCUUAGUUUUCAAUAACGCUACUCUAGAAUUAACGAGACGGGAGAGAGGAAUACAUGCACCUUCCCAGUGCAUUACCGCUAUUCUUUUGGUCAACUAAAGGGCUAUGGUGUAUAUUUUUCUCGAUACAAUUAUCUGAAAGUUGAUCUUGUACACACCAUGUGAAAGGGCGGUGCCUAAAAUCAGAUUUGGAUACCUUUAGCCAAUAUCAAAAUUUAAUUUGUUAUAUAAUAAAUAGUGAAUAAAGCCAUAUACUAGUCUCUAUCGGUCUCACACGUUCAUGAGGCACGAGUGGCUUUUUAUAAAAAAUAAAGAAUGGCCAUGUAUUAACAGUGUCCAAAAUAACUGGCCUAGAAGUUGUCAGCUUGUUAAACUAAGCUGAGUUGUUUUUGUUCCGUCUUACUAACGAAAAUAAAGUAGAACAGUGAUUUAUACCGAACGAACUAAGAGUGUCAGUUUCGCUGCUACAUUGACAAAUAUUCUUUUAAAUAGUCAAUUUUCACCGAAUCGCAAAUCUUACUUCGAAAGCAUUGUUCCUGGUGAUUUUUUUAAUAGUCUGCUUCUUUCUUGACGGAACUGCCUACUCAAUGAAACCGUUGUAUAGUUUUGUACCUACAUAUUUUUUAUCGUGACGUUCUUUUGACGGUACCUAUAUUGUCAAAAGAUCUCUGAUCGGCAUCAGUCGAUCAACGUGAACCAUACCGAUUCGCGUAAUGCCAUUUUUUCGGUAAAAAUCAACCCAAAUAAUAUAUCGGGGUGAAAAAGCCAAGUUUGUAUCUUAGCUUGACUUGAAGGCUGCUACAUCAGAAAUGACGCAAACGUAUGUCUCGUGUUGCGUGUUUAGAGAGCGCGACAAAGCAGAGUGCUAAUUUUCCUCAGGUCAUUUCGCAGCGACAUAUUGAAUUUUCACCACAGAAUGGCUUCAAUAAAAUGACACAAACUAUAUAGGCUUAGAUUGUGGUGAAGCUUUUCAAAUAGUUUCUUCCCGGGAAAACUGGUGGCUUCGCAUGUAGAGACCGACGGUUGGCGUGGCUGUUUUGUCGCUAUGGAAAAGCGGUUAUCAGUUUCGAUUUAUAGAUACGGUGUGAGAGCCAUAAUGACUAACUUGAGUGACACUGUUAACAGAUAGGAAUAUUUAUUUACGAAUAAAAUAGCAGAAUAAUCCAGCGCGACAAAUAACAGCAGCAGCAGUAGCAGCAGCAACAGCAACAACAACAACAACAACAACGUGUGCGUGUAUUAUUUUAGGUAAAGCAGAGAGGACGAUGUAGACGUAGUAUAUCGCAAUGGUGCCUUCCUUUUAGGAUAAACAGAAGUUACAAUUUAAAAUGUGAAAUGAACAAAUGCGGAGUGCAAUGUUUGUUGUCUAAGAAAAAAAGGAA